Mus musculus (house mouse) is the source of this 4743-nucleotide messenger RNA. RefSeq names its product polyhomeotic 1 (gene Phc1). Lineage: Eukaryota; Metazoa; Chordata; Mammalia; Rodentia; Muridae. Gene Ontology annotation, molecular function: zinc ion binding. Gene Ontology annotation, cellular component: PRC1 complex; PcG protein complex; nucleus. The coding region runs from base 1255 to 3981 and encodes 908 amino acids. The transcript has 15 exons. The record is from RefSeq and is a predicted model, not a curated record. Gene Ontology annotation, biological process: chromatin remodeling.
CGCUUCUCAUUCAUUUCUCCCUUCCCCGACUUUGGUCCUUCCAUCCGAGCAUGCUGUCUGGUUAUCUCCCUGCUUCUCGCGCUCCGCCGGGCUCCCCGAUCUCCCAGUUCCUCGACUUCUGUGCCUCCCCUGCUUGGCUCCCUACUAUUAGAAUAUACAUUUCCCUGCUUACCAAGUCCGCUCGCUUCGGGCACAGCACUGUAUCCACCCCUUUCUCCUGGUGUGUUUGAUUUCUCUUUGGAAAUGCAUUUUUUUUUUUUUAAUCACGCUUCUGUGAAGAACAAGAACCCCUGGGAGUCUUUCCGAGGCGCCCCUCAACCCUUGCUUCUCACUCCAUUCUUACUGCAACAGAGUUUUAUACUCAAGGGUAUUGACUUCUUCCAACACCUGACCCAAUAGGCCCAGUAGUAUGUCUACCUCAAUAUUAAUUUCUAGUUCCUUCCCAUCGGUGUGCGUCUUCCCCAGUUGAGUCCUUAAACACACCCACACCCAAAAGGUGGGAACGUUUAGGGUGGCCUUUGACUCUUAGUUUUAAUUUUUGAUUGAGUUUGCCACCUAAACGGUGUGCUCUCUUCACUUUCUAUACUGAAUCUGGAACUCACAACAUUCAUUGAAAAAUGAGGAUUUUAAGAUAGAUUUGUGUGCCUGCGAGGUUUUUGAUGGCAGUUUCCCUGGUGAAAAGACUUUAAAAUUGGCCCUCUCUGUUUCAUUAUCUGGGGGAAAUGAGGGGGUCAUCGAAUUGAUGAACGUGUUUUAUAUAAGGCUCUAUUGCAAGUAACAGGGUCUUACGUCUCUGAGUGCAGUGAGAUAACUCCAGUAAUCUGUACAACUGUGCCAUGCUGCCUCUAAUCCUUACCCACUUUUUUUCCUUCACAUGCUGAUAUUGAGGAUUCAUGGGGCUUGAGUCAGAGCGCCAUUCUUGGGGACCCUGGAACGCUAUCAUGGAAACGGAGAGUGAGCAGAACUCUAGUUCGACCAAUGGGAGUUCCAGUUCAGGGGCCAGCUCUCGGCCCCAGAUAGCACAGAUGUCCCUGUAUGAACGGCAAGCAGUGCAGGCUCUGCAAGCACUGCAGCGGCAACCUAAUGCGGCUCAAUAUUUCCACCAGUUCAUGCUCCAGCAACAGCUCAGCAAUGCCCAACUGCACAGCCUGGCAGCUGUCCAGCAGGUGAGAGGCCACGAUUGCUGCCAGUCGACAGGCUAGCUCCCCAAACAGCAGCACUGCACAGCAGCAGACCGCUACCACCCAGGCCUCGAUGAAUCUCGCGACCACGUCAGCUGCUCAGCUCAUCAGCCGAUCGCAGAGUGUGAGCUCCCCCAGUGCUACCACCCUGACGCAGUCGGUGCUGCUGGGGAACACCACUUCCCCACCUCUCAACCAGUCCCAGGCCCAGAUGUAUCUGCGGCCACAGCUGGGCAACCUAUUGCAGGUUAACCGGACCUUGGGCCGGAAUGUGCCUCUUGCCUCCCAGCUCAUCCUGAUGCCUAAUGGGGCAGUGGCUGCAGUCCAGCAGGAGGUGCCACCCGCUCAGUCUCCUGGAGUUCAUGCAGAUGCAGAUCAGGUGCAGAACUUGGCAGUGAGGAACCAACAGGCUUCAGCUCAAGGACCCCAAAUGCCAGGCUCCACUCAGAAGGCCAUCCCUCCUGGAGCUUCUCCUGUUUCUGGCCUCUCCCAGACUUCUAGCCAGGCCCUAGCCGUGGCACAGGCUUCUUCUGGGGCCUCAGGCCAGUCACUCAACCUUAGUCAAGCCGGUGGAGGCAGUGGGAAUAGCCUCCCAGGCUCCAUGGGUCCAGGUGGAGGUGGCCAGGCGCCUGGGGGUUUAGGUCAGUUGCCUUCUUCAGGAUUGACUGGUGGAAGCUGUCCCCGGAAGGGCACAGGAGUGGUGCAGCCCUUACCUGCAGCUCAAACAGUGACUGUGAGCCAAGGAAGCCAAACAGAAGCAGAAAGUGCAGCAGCCAAGAAGGCAGAAGCAGAUGGGAGUGGCCAGCAGAGUGUGGGCAUGAACCUGACUCGGACAGCCACACCUGCCCCCAGCCAGACGCUUAUUAGCUCAGCCACAUACACACAGAUCCAGCCCCAUUCACUGAUUCAGCAACAGCAGCAGAUCCACCUCCAGCAGAAGCAAGUGGUGAUCCAGCAGCAGAUUGCCAUCCACCACCAGCAACAGUUCCAACACCGCCAGUCCCAGCUGCUUCACACAGCCACACACCUCCAGUUGGCCCAGCAGCAGCAGCAGCAACAGCAGCAACAGCAGCAACAACAGCAACAGCAGCAGCAGCAGCAGCAAGGAACAACCCUCACUGCCCCUCAGCCACCCCAGGUCCCACCUACUCAGCAGGUCCCACCUUCCCAAUCACAACAGCAAGCCCAGACUCUGGUGGUCCAACCCAUGCUUCAGUCUUCACCCCUGACUCUUCCACCUGAACCAACCUCUAAACCACCCAUCCCCAUUCAGUCCAAACCUCCUGUAGCGCCUAUCAAACCUCCUCAACUAGGAGCUGCUAAGAUGUCAGCUACACAGCAGCCACCACCACAUAUCCCCGUGCAAGUUGUCGGUACCCGGCAGCCAGGUUCAGCCCAAGCACAGGCUUUGGGAUUAGCACAGCUGGCUGCUGCUGUACCUACUCCCCGUGGAAUAACAGGAGCAGUCCAGCCUGGCCAGGCUCAUCUGGCCUCCUCGCCACCUUCAUCACAGGCGGCUCCUGGUGCACUUCAAGAAUGUCCUCCUGCAUUGGCUGCUGGGAUGACCCUUGCUCCUGUGCAGGGGACAGCACAUGUGGUAAAGGGUGGGCCUACAGCCUCCUCUCCUGUUGUGGCCCAGGUCCCUGCUGCUUUCUACAUGCAGUCGGUGCACCUGCCGGGUAAAGCCCAGACCUUGGCUGUGAAACGCAAAGCUGAGUCUGAGGAGGAGAGAGAUGACCUCUCCGCAUUGGCCUCUGUGCUUCCUACAAAGGCCUCCCCAGCAGCAGAGAGCCCAAAGGUAAUAGAGGAGAAGAAUAGUCUUGGAGAGAAAGCUGAACCAGUGGCCAGUUUGAAUGCUAAUCCUCCAAACAGUGAUCUAGUAGCCUUGGCCCCUACCCCAUCAGCACCACCUCCUACUCUGGCCUUGGUGUCCAGACAGAUGGGUGACUCAAAACCCCCACAGGCCAUUGUGAAGCCCCAGAUUCUCACGCACAUCAUUGAAGGCUUUGUUAUCCAGGAAGGAGCAGAGCCUUUUCCGGUGGGAUGUUCUCAGUUCCUGAAAGAAACCAAGAAGCCACUGCAGGCUGGCCUUCCGACCGGGCUGAAUGAGAGUCAGCCAAGUGGCCCUUUGGGGGGAGACAGCCCCUCUGUAGAGUUAGAGAAGAAGGCAAAUCUCCUCAAGUGUGAGUACUGUGGCAAGUACGCCCCAGCAGAGCAGUUUCGAGGCUCUAAGAGGUUCUGCUCCAUGACGUGUGCAAAGAGGUACAAUGUGAGCUGCAGCCACCAGUUCCGCUUGAAGAGGAAAAAAAUGAAAGAGUUUCAGGAAGCCAGCUAUGCACGUGUUCGGAGGCGUGGACCCCGCCGCAGCUCCUCUGAUAUUGCUCGUGCUAAGAUCCAGGGCAAGCGCCAUCGGGGUCAAGAGGACUCUAGCCGGGGAUCAGAUAAUUCCAGCUAUGAUGAAGCACUCUCUCCAACAUCUCCUGGGCCACUGUCAGUAAGAGCCGGGCACGGAGAACGUGAUCUAGGAAACACCAUUACAACCCCAUCCACGCCAGAGUUACAGGGCAUCAAUCCCGUGUUCUUGUCCAGUAAUCCUAGCCAAUGGAGCGUCGAGGAGGUCUACGAGUUUAUUGCUUCUCUGCAAGGCUGCCAAGAGAUUGCAGAAGAGUUUCGUUCCCAGGAGAUUGAUGGACAGGCCCUUUUAUUACUUAAAGAAGAACAUCUGAUGAGUGCCAUGAACAUCAAAUUAGGUCCUGCUCUCAAGAUCUGUGCCAAGAUCAAUGUCCUCAAGGAGACCUAAGUGACCCUCUGCACAAUUCAGACUAAGGCAGAAGGCCUGGCUGUUCAGGUUAUAACCUGGAAGAGCUGUUCCUUUUGUGUGACCUGUGGGGUUUGGAGGCAGAACUCUAAGGAUUGGUUGCUGGUGCUACAUGGUGACAGCUUUGAUACCUUCUCUGGGUUUCACUUUAACAAUAAAAACCUUCUCACUAUUCACACCUACCCUAAUCCAGUUUUUAAACAGGCAGACUAGAGACUAGGACUGCUUAGCCUUCCUUAUCCUGGAGUGGAGGGACUAGCCAGGGUUCACUUCUCCAAGGAGGAAUGGAUGGUAAGGCAAGGAAAUGGAUGCCAUGUAGGUUUGCCUCCCUAUGGGAGAGGUCAGCUUUCCUAGCUUAUGACAGGAGCAGCAAACCUGGUACUCUGCUGGAGUCUCACUGUGGCUGUAGCUCAGUUUUCUGUUUCAUUUUCUCCCUUAAUACUGAAUAUUUCUUCUGCAUUCAUGGCAGGGUCACCAGCCAUCAUAGACACUUGGUUGGUAUCGGUUUUGCUGCAGGGACGAAGUGUUUGAGUGACACAUGUGGCUGUUGCCAUUCUUUCUGCACCCCAGCUCCCAACUGUUCCCACCUUCAACCCUCUUUCCCAUUCCAACGCUGCUCUGUCCUAUAGCUUCACAAAACAGGAGCGUGUGGGGCUGAGGUCAGGACUGUACCUUGGGCACUAUUCCUUAUACAAAAUAUUAAAUAUUUUUUUUCCUCAGUAAAAGGAUGAAAGUUGGCCUCCA